GUUUUGAAUGUGUAUUGAAAAAUGCAAGUGUGUUUUGAAUCAUUGACAUGUUAUCUUGAGUGCUGUAAUUUUUUUUUUUUAUUGCUUGCGUCGAUAGACGUUUUUCCUUGUAGAUUUAUUUUACUGUGACAAGUCAUGCGUUCAGACAACAUGCAAAAGCACUAGCGGUUUUUCCCGGCAUAAGAUUGCUGACAAGAAAACUGUAUGAGACGCUUGCGGCGGUCAAAUCAGCAGAACAACGUGCGUUAAAUUUUUCUUAGAAUAAUAAACUUGUAUAAUAUAAAAUUAUGAGAAAACCGUUGAAUUGGGACUCAUUUUUUAUUAAAUGGGGAUGCUAUUCGCGUCAAUGUGAUACACAUGAAAAUCAAGAUACGUGGUUAGCUUGUCAUUAUAUAACAAAUACAAAGAGUUCACACGAGUUGAAUACAAACGCGACAGUAUGUUGUGGUGGAGUACGACUUGAUAACGUUUGUUCUUUUCCAUUAUUGGCUCCUGAAACGGGUUCCUUAUCGAAUUUGAAUGUAAUAGAAUUGUCUUGUGAAGACAAUACGUCAAUAAGGAGAAAAACAAAAACAUAUCUGCAUAAAGAUGGUAAUUCAACGGGCUGUGGGACUUCGCUUUGUAGUAUUCACUUUACCAAUAAUGCAAGCCUUCAAUGCCCUUGGAUAUUGGCUGUGUUUGAUGGGCAUGGUCGAGGAGGUUAUGUGGCUGCUAAAAUUGCUUCCCAGAGUCUAAAGCGAACAUUAGGACAACUGAUUUUCUCCAAUGUACAACCUAUGUUUUGGCAUGAAACUUUUCCCAAUGCAUUUAUUGUUUUACAACACAUACAAAGCAUUCUUUCUAAAAGUAUUUAUCAAGCGCAUUUAAAUAUUUUAGAAAGCCAUCAACCGAAUGGUUUUGAUUUUGGAACGACUGCUGCUCUUACAGUUCUUCUAGGUCGUUAUCUUCUCACAGCGACUUGUGGUGAUUCUUCUUCCCUUUUUAUUGUCAACUCAACCUCAAAGUUAUUAAAAAAAUCUAUUUUAAUUAAUAUACGAUUAACAGUAGAUCACUCUUGUCGUAAUCCUAAUGAACAAAAAAGAAUUAAAUCUUUAAAAAAAGGUAUGAUUGUAAAAGAGAGUCAAGGUGGGCUACGUUUAAUUCCUUCAACUUUAACACUGGAUCAAGCUAAAAAACAGGGUCUAGCUAUUAAUAUGACAAGAGCAUUAGGGCACUCUAUUUUAUCCUCUUCUGGCCUAAGUUGUGAACCAUGUUUUACUUUGUUUGAUAUUGUUGAUAUUUACAAUUUUUUAAAAACUAGAGCGUCCUAUAAUUAUUACUUAUUUCAAGCGCAAGAUUUUGAUGUGACGUGCGACAUGAAAUUUCAACAAAAGACGCACACGGAUUCUUUUCACGACUCUUCUUUACAUAAAAGUCCCAAUGAAGAUUAUGAAGUUGUUGUUAUGAUAGAAAACAAUGAUCGAGUCAAUAGGAUUCCUACACACAAAACAACAGAACGUUCUUGUCCUUUUCAUUACCAGCUACUGGUGGAAACAACGUAUCAGAAUAGUCACAAUCCCGCGAAUACGAGCAUUCCUUGGUGUAGUUUAUCUGAGUUUAUGGAAAACAGUGUAUUCUACAAUGUCGUUAUGUCAGAUGGUAUUUCGGACGUUAUGUCAGCCAGGCGAAUUAGUCACAGUAUUCUUCAAAAGCAUUCUAUGAAAUGGGGACCUCAAAAAAUUGCAAAAACUUUAUCAGCUGAAGCUCUUCAUAUAAGAAAAAAACAUCGCAUGCGUCAUGACAAUUGUACCGCUAUCGUUGCUAAUUUGUGUCCUCAUUUUUCUCAGAUUUCAAUUUCUCCACACGAUAACGAACUGAGUGUCUCCAACCAUGAAGAGAAUCAUAAAACUGACCGCACGUUGAAUUAAUAUUAUGUCUAGGAGUUGUAGGGUCUUCAGCACGUCGCUCAGAUGGUUCCACAAUGCUAAUAUAUUCCUGGUACCACACUGAAGAUUUUUCUAUUACAUGAAAAGAAGUUGGUUUGCUACACUUGAUCAAAGUCUAUCUACCAAUAGCUAUUUGACGUAAACGAUAACGUAGCACUGAUUUCUUUAAUGGUUUCUCCUUUAUAUCAGUUGAACACCAAUUCAAUUUGUCCUGGCCUUUAUCAACCUUUUUUUUAAAGAAAAAGGAAGAAAUAAAACAUAGUCGAACAGUUGUUAGUAUGCUUUCCAAACCUACGCGUUUUCUAGCGCUACUCCCCUCAACCGUUGGUUUUAAAGUAUUCUUGUGACUGUCGUUAAAACGUGUGGAUCCAAUAGUCUUUGUGUAUCGAUCUUUAAGAAGAAAAAAAUACAAACAUAACAUUAUCGUAGUUUAAAAAGAAUUACCCGAUAAUUUCAAUAGUUCCAAUGUCUCACAAGACGUUGUUAGUAAAGAUUUGUUAAAAUGACUAGGAGCCUGUUUGUCAGAAUCCGUUUUGGUUUUUGGGAAAUCCUGAAUUUUUGUUUCGGAAUCAAUACUUUGUUUAUUGGAAAUUUUAUUUCUAUUUUCAACAUCAACUAUUUGGAGUUGCAUUGGAGUAUUCUUUUCAGUUAAGCAUUUAGCGCGAGCAGCCAACAAGUCUUUUUUUGAAAUAAUUUUCAAAGGACGAGGUAUCAAUUCCUUUGGUUUGGACUCACUCAUAUACCGCAUCAUACUCACAAAGCCUUCUGGGAAUUUUGUUUCCGUUAAUGUUUGAGCCUUUUUCUUCUUUUUACGUGAAACAUUUUUCGAUUCAGUACUUGGUAUAAAACAUGAACGCCUUGUUAAAACAACCAAAAAAUCUUACCUAGACGGUUCAUC
Hylaeus volcanicus is the source of this 2823-nucleotide messenger RNA. RefSeq lists its product as uncharacterized. The transcript has 10 exons. Bases 288 to 1907 code for a protein of 539 amino acids. Gene Ontology annotation, molecular function: protein serine/threonine phosphatase activity; cation binding. Lineage: Eukaryota; Metazoa; Arthropoda; Insecta; Hymenoptera; Colletidae. Gene Ontology annotation, biological process: protein dephosphorylation. The record is from RefSeq and is a predicted model, not a curated record.